Pyricularia pennisetigena is the source of this 657-nucleotide messenger RNA. RefSeq lists its product as uncharacterized. Bases 1 to 657 code for a protein of 218 amino acids. The record is from RefSeq and is a predicted model, not a curated record. Lineage: Eukaryota; Fungi; Ascomycota; Sordariomycetes; Magnaporthales; Pyriculariaceae. The transcript has 4 exons.
AUGCCUCCCAAGGUUGUGCGUGUUCAGCCCGCCGGCGGUCGCUCGAGGCCUGCCCAGCCCCGAGGUGUUGUUGGCGCGACGUACGACUUUAUCACCGCGCCCGAGUACGCUUCUGUUGUACGCAGCGUCGCUGCUUUCGGUGUUGGUGUUGCCUUUCUGGCCAGCUCGUUUGGCGAGUACUUUGACCCGUUGCUUCCUCGGCCACAACCGGCGGUGGCUCUUUCGGCCGCUCCCAUGGUUCUUUCGGAGGUCCCGCUGUUUGUUCCUUUCUGGGCUCUUGCGGUUUGGCCUUCCGCUCUGGUCAUCUACAGCGACUCGGUAUUCGACAUUCAGAUCGACCUGGACGACGAGGCGUUCUUCUUUCUCAUCGCCCCGAUGCUCGAGACCGUCGUCAGCCCCUUCCAGCCGGGAUCGCUAGAAAACGACGCCGAGACGGACGAGUCUCCGCCGCAAACAGUCAAUCCGGCCCUCCUGAUGCGGGACCUCGAUGAGCACGGCGGCAUGCAAAGCCGCCAUCAUCGCCACAGCGCUGCUCCCUGCUCUCCCCCUGAGACACCUUGUCUUCCCCAACUAGGUGUGGAGGAGGAGCAGGCGAUGUUCCGCAGCAAGCGGGAUGCCGAGAUGCAGAGGCUGAGGACUGUGUUUGGCAGUGUGUAA